This is a messenger RNA of Blepharisma stoltei, 4017 nucleotides long. The record is from the annotation of a GenBank genome assembly. NCBI's taxonomy places the organism in Eukaryota, Ciliophora, Heterotrichea, Heterotrichida, Blepharismidae.
AUGGGUUACGAAGCAGAAAGAUUCGUAGACAAAGUCCCGAACUCAUUUUUAUGCCUUAUCUGCCACGAAGUUGUAAAAAACCCCAAAGAGUGCUCAUCCUGUGAAAGCCUUUUUUGCGGUGACUGUAUUUCUGCAUGCAUAGAACUGAAUGGGUAUACUUGUCCGAACCGAUGCGAAAAAGCUGAAAUGCAAGGCUUCAUAUAAUUUUCCGGAACAUUUAAACAGCAUAGAAUUGCUCGGAGUAAUAAUAGAUAGGGGAAAAAAUUCAUAAAAUGUUUUACUAUAAAAAAAUUCUACCAAAUUUCCUGAGCAACUGUCUUAAUCUUAAUCUUAUAUAUGUUAUUGAGUAGCUCCCGGCCAGGGCCGUAGGCCCUUUUCUUCCUCCUUUCGGUCGCCUCGCUUGCUUUCCUUGCCCUACUCCCAGUGUACACCUAACUCCCCCCCCCCUCGAAGUUCGACCAAGAUUUUUUUGGUCGAACUUCGAGGGGGGUUAAGAAAAAAUUUUUUUAAAAAAAUUAUAUAGAAUUUUUUUUAUAUAAUUUAGUAGUUAAAAAAAAAAUAUUUAUCAUAUUCUUCUGUAUGGUUGAGAGGGUGUAAGGGUUAGAAAAAAUAGUGCAAGAUGGUUUUGUAACGCUUUUUUAGAACUUGAAUACAAAAAUCGCAAGCUCACCCCCACAUAGUUUAAAAUUUUUGAAAAAUUGCUUAAAUGUCAAAAAAGCCAUUUUUAAUAAAAGUUGUGAUGGAGCUGAAGCGCAAAUUUACAACGAACUCUCUGCCAAAAUUGAAAUCGUCGACUAUUACUUUAGCCACAAGGACCAGGGGGUUACUAUGAGAGAGGUUGCAGAGAAAUUCCAUCUGGACUCUCAUGUCUCUCUAGUUGAUUGAAUCAAAAACAUUGACAAGCUUCGGGAAUCAGAGCCAGUCGCUAAAAGGGUAAAGGUAGAGCCUUUUACGCAAUUUCCAAUUCUAGAGAAAGAGCUGAUUAAUUGGUUGAUUGCUGUGAGACAGCAGGGUCAUACUGUCUUAAGAGUAACUAUCGAAAAGAAAACCAGAGAAUUGAGCUUGCCGCGAUUCCAAUGCGGUCAGAAUGAUGGGAAGGAUUCAAGACAAGAAAUAAUCUGGCCUACCGUAAGGUCAACGCAUCCAGUCUUAAGCCUCUAGAACGAGAAGCAGAACUUGUUAGAGACUAUCCUGACGAGCUGAUGCCUCUUCUCGACAUUUAUCCUUCCUCUACUAUUUACAAUUUCGAUGAAACCAGAUUCGAUUGGGAUGUCUGUAGCAAGCAUACCUAUGAUUUCAAAGGUGCUCAAAGAGUUGUGGGUAUCCAAUCAGCUAAAGCCAAGCACUCAAUCACUGUGAUGCUUUUGAUCAGAGCAGAUGGUAAAAAGUUUCCUGCGUUGUUGAUCUUUCAAGAGAAAACUGGCAAGAUUCCAUUUCGUGUAUAUGAGCACUUAACUAUCCCUAACAACAUCGUUGUCAAGGCUAACAGGACUGGUUAUAUCACUGAUGACAUGAUCAGCGACUAUCUAAGAACAGUGCUGACAAAGGAAAGGCAGCUCAUCAUAAUGGACCAAGCAACUAGUCAUAAAACUGAUAGAAUUGUUCAAGCGCUAUCUGACUUGCAAGCUCAAAGCAUCAUUAUCCCAGGAGGAUGCACAAAGCAUGUCCAGCCACUUGAUGCCAUAGUCAUAGCCAACUUUAAGAGAAAGGCAACUCAGUUUAGGGUUGAUACGAAUCCGAGCAAGUUGAAAGAAGAUCACAAAGAAGCGGAAACAUCAAGGCUCUUGAUAGACAGCAAAUGAUAAACUUGGCCUCAAAGGCUUGGGAGGAAGUGCAUCCAGAUAUUAUCAUAACUGGCUUUCAAUUGACAGGAUCUUACGGAAUUGAUCACCCCAAGUUUCUUCGCCACCAAUCCAUGCUUAAAGAGUUAAUUUAUUUAUCUUAAAAAUUAAUUUUAAAUUAAAAAUUUUAAAAAACAUUUGAGAAAAAUUUUUUAUAGUGGUGAAGGGGUCAAGUUUUCGAGCUCUAAUUUCAGAAUUGAAAAUUCAGCUAACUCUCUCCUUAAUUAAUCUACUGCCCUUAAAACACAAUUGGUCUUUUGAACUAAUUCAUAAGAUCGAAAAAUAAUAUUUUCCUAGUAAAUUUAUAUAGGUCUUGGUCGAACUUUGAGGGGGUUAAUUUUCCAAAAAAAUAGGAAUUUUCCCUAUAUCUUGGUCGAACUUCGAGGGGGGGGAGUAAGUGCCACAGGCUACCACUCAGCUCCUUCCGGUCAUGGGGCUUGGUCAUGAAAUUCCGGAAGUAUGCGGACUGGGUCACAAUGCUUCACGUCGUCGACAGGGUUAGAGCUAGGGAUUAACUCCUUAACUCUUAUUUGCAUCUGCUGUGCCGUCCGAUUUGGGCCCUAGAGGAAAACUCUUUUUGUCCCAUGUUCCAUCGGGACGAUCCGAAAAUCGUCAUUGCUGGACCGGGAGGGAAACCUAGCCGGACACAAAUACCAGUACCCAUACCAGACCUUCCCUGAGUGGAUUGGCUUCAGGCCGCAGCAAGGUCCCCAAUCUCGCUACAGGUUCGGGAGAGGACGGGAUCGGUGUCGUCACCAUUUUAUUUGUGUUUCUGAGCAACUGUCACGUGCAGAUCAAAUCAUGCAUCCGAAAUGCAAAGACCAGGACGUAUAAUUAGGACUAACCUCGAAGAUUUACUAAUUCGAUGCAAGUACGCUAAGAAUGGCUGUGGAAAAGUUGACCGAGUAGGUCGUAUAGAAAUUCAUGAGCAAGAUGAAUGCCCUUAUAAUUGUGAUAUUAAAAAAUGCGCCAGUCCUAUAUGCAAUACUAAAGAAGCUGUAGAAAGCAUGAUUUUAUUCACCACCCCUGAAAAGCCAUCAAGUCCUGAAAUCUAUGUCUGCUCACUUAAAUGUGCAGCUACUUUGGAGUUUCAAAAUAUUUUAAACACAUCAAGAUCGCAAGAAGAAAUGCUGACUCCUUUGGAAGCGAGCAAAAAAUAUUGCUAAUUAUGGAUGGGAAUAUUUUUUUUAAAAUUUUAAUUAUUAAUUCUUUUUCAGGAUUUAUAUAGUCCCAAUUUGCAAAACUUGUAAGUAAGAAUUAGUUUUAUUUACCAAAUUUAGGUUUUAAUGCUAGCUAGCUAUUUAAAAUUCAACAGAAUAAGCUAGAGAUUUCAUUUUGUAAAAAAUGUUCUUGGAAGGCUUUUUCAUAAAAAUCAGGAUUUUUGUAAUGAUUUUACUCAUUCACAGAUGGGGAAGUAAGGAGGCUUCAAGGUCGCUUUAUGGAAAAUAUUAAUAAUAUUGUGAUUCUUAGUAAUCCUAUUACAUCAAUACAUGAGCAGGAUCAAGAAAAGCCUAUUAUUUAUAGCUCGACUGCAAAAAUCAAAAAAGAUGCAGUAGAAUUACCUGAUGGGUCUAUAUAUACAGGAGAAUGGACGCUAGAUGGACGAAUUGAAGGAAAAGGAGUACAAAUUUGGCCUGAUGGUGCCAGAUAUUCAGGGGAGUUUUUAAAUGGAGAAAAGCAUGGAUAUGGGAACAAAACAACCAGUAAUGGGCAAAGCUACUACGGAUUUUGAAAGCAUAAUAACAGAUCAGGCCACGGGACUUAUAAAUGGCCAAGCGGAAGCACAUAUACAGGCAAUUUCAAGCAUGGAGACAACCAUGGCUGGGGAAAAUACACAUGGCAUAACGGAAAAGUAUAUGAAGGAGAAUAUAAAAAUGACGAAAAAGACGGGUUUGGAGCUAUGAUUUUCCCUGAUGGAAGAAGAUAUGUAGGUGAAUGGAAACAUAAUAUGCACCAUGGGAAAGGAGUUUUAACAAAUAGUGAUGGAAGCGAAUAUCAAGGAGAAUUUGUGGAUGAUAUGAAGAACGGGUAUGGAGUGAUGAAAUAUCCUGAUAAUUCUAAGCAUAUUGGAACAUGGGAGUCAGAUAAGCUGCAUGGGGUUACUACAUUUAUAUCAAAAGAUGAUCAAAAAGAAGUUCAGCUGUGGAGAAAUGGGCAAAGAAUUAAUCUUGGCUAA